Pisolithus orientalis is the source of this 1566-nucleotide messenger RNA. RefSeq names its product Hydroxyethylthiazole kinase family-domain-containing protein. Gene Ontology annotation, cellular component: cytoplasm. NCBI's taxonomy places the organism in Eukaryota, Fungi, Basidiomycota, Agaricomycetes, Boletales, Pisolithaceae. Gene Ontology annotation, biological process: thiamine biosynthetic process. The transcript is spliced from 9 exons. The coding region runs from base 1 to 1566 and encodes 521 amino acids. The record is from RefSeq and is a predicted model, not a curated record. Gene Ontology annotation, molecular function: hydroxyethylthiazole kinase activity; ATP binding; thiamine-phosphate diphosphorylase activity.
AUGCCAAUCGAUUAUUCUCUGUAUCUCGUCACUGGGCGGGACUUGCUUCCCGAAGGAACGACGUAUCUCGAAUCCUUAGAAGAAUCUUUGCGCGGAGGAGUGACCGUCGUCCAGAUCAGAGAGAAACAUGCGGACACGCUGGAAUUUCUGGAGAUAGCUCGCCAAUCCAAGACACUUUGUGACAAGUACCAAGUUCCUCUUAUCAUAAACGAUAGAGUCGAUAUCGCCCUCGCCGUUAGUGCUGACGGAGUACACCUCGGACAGACAGACAUGCCAGUACGCACCGCGCGUUCACUCCUUCCUCCAAAUACUAUCGUCGGGGUUUCGUGCAACAACUUGGAACAUGUGCAACAGGCCAUUAAGGACUGCGUUGACUAUGUCGGCAUUGGUGCUGUCUGGCCCACCGGCACUAAGCAACUCUCAAACCCUGUGAUCGGAGUGCGAGGGGUAGGAUCACUCCUUGCAGCUUUGGAUGGAACAGCGAUAAAGGCUGUUGCGAUCGGAGGAAUCAAAUCCGACAAUCUACUAAGAACACUUCAUGGAAGUAUAUCUCCAUCUGGCCAUAAAUUAGACGGGAUCGCCGUCGUCUCUGAGAUUGUCGCGUCCCGCGAGCCCUACAAAAUAUCUGGAACGCUCCGAGACACCUUUGCAGCUUGGAACGCUUACACAAUGGAACAAGAAGCCAAGCCGCCCGUCGCAUACACCACUGAGAAUGUUAAAAGUGGCGUGGCUGACCUGAUGCAUGUCAUCCGGACGACAAACCCUCUUGUUCAUCAGAUUACGAACGUUGUCGUGACCAAUCAAUCUGCCAAUGCCACCCUAGCCUUGGGCGCAAGUCCCAUCAUGGCUACUGCCCCAGAAGAAAUGGAAGAUCUCAGUCGCGUAUCGGGUGCAUUGCUCAUCAACUUUGGUACGAUUAAGGACAAGGAAGGUAUGGUACUCGCUGGGAAGUAUGCCAAUCGCGAGAAGAAGCCUGUUGUAUUCGAUCCGGUCGGUGUCGGCGCGACACAGUUCCGACGCAAGACUGCAGCCCAAUUACUCAACACUUGGCAGGCGAGUGUCAUCAAAGGCAAUGCGGGAGAACUCGGUGCACUGGCUGAAUCACAAGAGGUCCAGGCUAAAGGCGUGGACAGUGUGGGUAUCGGGUUUGCAGAUCCCGCAAAGGCUGUGAAAGAUCUUGCACAGAGGGAACGUUGUGUCGUUGCGUUAACUGGCAAGACAGAUUGGGUGUCAGACGGCACGACCGUCGUCAGGCUUGACAACGGGCACGAGCUCCUCGGUGACAUCACCGGGUCUGGAUGCAUGGUCGGAACAUGUAUCGCAACGUUCUGUGCCACAGCAUGGACACGAGCGAGCACCGAAAAUGGUCCCGGCAUGCUCGUGAGAGGCGACAUGCUUUUAGGAGCCGUUGGAGGUAUUUUAGCACUCACGAUAGCGGCGGAAGCCGCCGCAUACCGAUCGGACGUAAGAGGCUCUGGCACAUUUCUACCGGCGCUCAUCGACGAACUUUACAACUUGAAGCCCGAGACUGUGCUUGAGAAAGCCAGAAUACAGGUGACCUCGUAG